Molecule: messenger RNA, 5036 nt
Organism: Sitodiplosis mosellana (orange wheat blossom midge)
Lineage: Eukaryota; Metazoa; Arthropoda; Insecta; Diptera; Cecidomyiidae
Product: oxysterol-binding protein-related protein 9
Exons: 4
Coding region: 1138-3525 (795 amino acids)
Cellular component (GO): membrane; cytosol; intracellular membrane-bounded organelle
Molecular function (GO): sterol binding
Source: RefSeq, a predicted model, not a curated record
GCGCUGAGACAUCAGCAAAACUGCGAAUUGCGUAAAUCAAUUGCCGAGGAUAAAACUAAAUGCAGAGUAGAGAGCAUUGUAGGAAGAAAGAAAAAAACAAACUCACAUAGUGGAUUAGUAUUAACUUCGGAAUCGUUCAUUUCAAUUUGAAUAUCAGCAUUGCAUUUAUUUGAUUCUUUUCACAAUUAAGAAAGAAGUAGAGACAGAGAAAAAAUAGAGAAAUAAUAAAGACAAGUGGCAGCUGAUGCUGUGAUUGUGUUUGUGCUCUUGUUGUAGUGAAAAUUAUUGGAUGUAUUUAACUGGCUGCCGUCGGCAUUGAGACACACAUUAGAGAAUAUUAUUUUUAUUUAUGUCAUCAUUGAAAUACCUACUCGUUGACACUAUACAGAUAUCAACACCAUAUAGUGGCUAGAGAAGUGUAAGCAUCGACUGACUGUAAAGUACAGCUGUAGCAGUGGUCACACAAUAAAAAACCUCAUGCAAAAGAAAGAGACCAAUAACAGAGUUUGCUUAAAAGUCAGCGCAAAUCAUCAGACACACAGCAAUCACCAUAGAAAAAGUGCGACAAAACAAUAAAUUACGAAUCGAAGCGCAUAGUUUAUAACUUUUCGUAAAAGGCGACGACGACAAUAAUAGUGUUGUGGUGAUUUAAUGUCAAGAUUUCGUUCCCCGAAUCAAAGUCGAUAAGUAUUUUUUUUUCGUAUGUGGUUUUGACAAGAAGCUGAACACAAAAAAAUUUAGUGCUUAGCUCAACAUAUUCAUGUGUCAAAAGUAAGAAAUAGAGAAAAAAAAACUGAUGUUCGACAACGACAACAUUGAAAUACGAUGAAAUGUGUUUACGUGUAGAGUGCUGCAGUGACCAUUACAUGUGCAACCAAAUUCAUUUUUUGUCGUUUUUUCUUUAAUUUUUGAUUUUUUCCAUUAUUUUUUCUUCGUUCGUUCUACAUUUGCAUAUUUUAUUUCGUUUAUAAGUUCGGUUGGUCGUAGUCGUUUGCGUGACUUAGCGACGUAAAUAAAUUUGUGUGUGUUUUUUUUCGCUUCGCUGUGGCAAAUAAAGAAAAAAACGAGAGAAGCAAAAAAAAAACAAAAUUAAAACACAUUGAAAAAGAUUAGAAAAAAUUGAUCAACAAAAAAAAAAUGGUGCUGUUAGAAGGACCUUUGAGCAAGUGGACGAAUGUAAUGAAAGGAUGGCAAUUCCGAUGGUUUGUUCUGGAAGAAAACUCCGGUUUGCUGUCGUAUUACACGUCAAAGGAAAAAAUGAUGAAAGGUGUACGUCGCGGUUGUGUGCGAUUGAAAGGAGCUGUUAUCGGUAUUGACGAUCAAGAUUGCAACACAUUCACCAUUACCGUUGACCAUAAAACAUUCCACUUCCAAGCGAAAGACGGUGAAGAACGUGAAAAAUGGGUACGACGUCUCGAGGAUACAAUAUUACGGCAUGCAAACCGGAGCCGCGGAAUUUGGUCAUCGGAUCAAAGUGGUUCAACAUAUGGUGGAUUCGGAUCGUCUGCUGAUUCAACGAAACGACCGAAUUAUUUGCAAACGCUUGACAAGCGAAUCAGUGAAGCCGAUGCAUAUCUGCAACUAAUGAUCGAUCAAACCACAAAAAUUGAGAAUAAACUGAAAGCAGCGGCCACAUCCGCUGCCGCCGCCGCUGUUGCUACUGUUGCAGCACCACAACCAGUCAGUGAGUCGGCCGAGUGUGGUGAUGUCGAAGCAAAGAGUGUCGAUACCACUAAAGAAAGCAAUACUACCAAGGAGACAAAGGAUCCAAACAAGGUGCUACAGGAAAAUGCGCAUUCAAUGCUCGAAAGUUUCAAACAUUCAAUAGUUUUGUUGCAAAUCGCAAAGAAUACGGCUCAUCCGGUGAACGGUAUGUAUCAAGGACCGCCGUUGUUGGCAAGUUCAAAUGCCCAGAAAGUGCUCAGCAGUGUAACGCCAGACAGUGCAGAUGUGCACGAUAUUGUCGGUCCGUCAUCGUUGCCAAGCGGUUUAGUUGAGUUUGGAUCCGAGUGUUUAGAAAAGAAAUUAGCGAAUGCGAAACUUGCAGGUAUUGACGUAUCACCGUCAUCAAUCACAUUGGCCGUGCCCGAAACCAGCUACUCAAGCUCAGAGGGUGAAGACGAUUUCUACGAUGCAAACGAUAAUCCAUAUUCGAGUUCGAUAAGCCUAAAAGAUGCCGAAGACAUAAAUGAACAAUCCGAUGAUAUGAAAAGCAUUAAAACAUUGAACGACACAAAUAGUCCACGUGAUUCCCUAACCACACCGUUUCGUGUUGAUGGAAGCCUCGAUUAUGAUGCUCUUUACGAAGAUGAUGCUGAAAAUGAUAUUUCAAUGGAAUCGCACGGUAGCGUUGUUUCGCAUUUGUUGUCCCAGGUGAAAAUCGGCAUGGAUCUAACAAAAGUAGUUCUUCCAACAUUCAUUCUUGAACGACGUUCAUUGCUUGAAAUGUAUGCUGAUUAUUUUGCGCAUCCGGAUUUAUUCUUGAAAAUUGCCGAUUUUAAAGAUCCACGCGAACGAAUGGUACAGGUGGUGAAAUGGUACAUGAGCUCGUAUCAUGCUGGCCGAAAGAGUGCCGUCGCUAAAAAGCCAUACAAUCCAAUUUUGGGUGAAGUAUUCCGAUGCCACUGGGACUUGCCCGGAUUCGAGAAAGAUUCGGCUACCGUUUCAGAUGGACCGGUUCCAUGGUGUCGACGUGAUCAAUUAACAUUUGUUGCCGAACAAGUAUGCCAUCAUCCACCAAUUUCUGCCUUUUAUGCUGAGCAUUACAACAAGAAAAUCAGUUUCACGGCUUAUGUGUGGACGAAAUCGAAAUUCUUGGGCCUCUCCAUUGGUGUGCAUAACAUUGGCCAGGGUAUUGUAACACUUAGCGAAUACAACGAAGAAUACAUAGUCACUUUCCCGAAUGGAUAUGGACGGUCUAUCCUAACGGUACCAUGGAUCGAGCUUGGUGGUAGUGUACAAAUUACAUGCCCGCAAACCGGCUACCGUGCCGAUAUUGAGUUUUUGACGAAACCCUUCUAUGGCGGUAAGCGAAAUCGUAUCACGGCCGAGGUGUAUGCACCAAAUGAGAAAAAGUCAUUUUUGAGUAUCAACGGUGAAUGGAGUGGUGCGAUGGAGGCUAAAUGGAAUGAUAGCCAUAAGAAACCCGAAGUAUUCGUAGAUGUAAAUAAGAUACCGAUUUUCAAGAAAAAUGUUCAACCAAUUAGCGAACAAGUAGAAAACGAAUCACGUCGCAUUUGGGUCGAUGUAACAGCCGGUCUGCGUUUCAACGAUAUCGAAAAAGCAACAACCGCCAAAGCCAAAGUGGAGCAAAAACAACGUGACGAGGCGAAGCAGCGCAAGGAGAGCGGCUCCGAUUGGGAAACGAAAUACUUCAAACCCGUUGGCGACGUUUGGAUCUACACGAAUCCACUGUCACAACGACUUUAUUUACAGGAUAAACAAAACAAACAGCAGCAGCAACAGCAACUACAACAACAGCAGCAGCAGCAGCAGCAGCAGCAACAGCAACAGCAACAACAGUAAUAAGUUUGUUCGUCACAUAAUAUGUUUGAGCAGCUCAAAAGACGCACUGCUAGGAAUGCAACAGGAUGGUGGUUAAUAAAUGUUAAGAAGUGAAAAAAGAGAAUUAAAUUGAAUAUCAAAGAAUAAGAAACCUUAGAGUCACUAAAGACAAAACAGACAGUAAGCAAAAAAAGGUAUAAAAAAAUGAGUAAAAGUUUAAGCUAAGCUUAUUAACACAUAUAAUAAGCAUCAUCGAAUGGAGUUUUACCAAUAUUACACUAUCCUAACAAAAAUCAAACGUUUCUUGUUUUAUACCUCUUUAAAAUGUAAGAACGCUCUCGAGCUAAACAGACGAAUGCAUUACAUACAAAAACACAAAAAAGAAACGUUGUGGGUUCUCACAUUCAAUACCGAUUAUCGAUAUAUAAUUUUUUCUUCAGAAUGCACACAUCAUAAAUAAAAUCAAAAAGCAGCAGCAGCAGCAGCAGCAACAACGGCCAGAGUAGAUGAGCAUCCGAGAUCCGAUGAUUAAAGUAUAUAUCCAACACAUCGAAUAUAUUAUACAUUGAACGUUGCUAAUGAAUACAAUUCUAAAAACAAAUAUUUUCUAAAUCUUCUGCAAAAUCUUUCGUUUUCAUUCAUUUUGAUUUAAAAUUUAACAUUUUCAAUGAAAAAAACAAUAUAAGAACAACAACAGAUCAAUUAAUGUAACAACAGCAAUGAAACAUUUUUGCUAUCUUACUUUUAUUUUCAUUUGUUCAAUUAUAUUUCUCCACGCGUAUUUUGCAUAGCUCACUUUUUUUUACAACAAUGGACACAACUAACAACAGAAAUAAUACUUUUUAAAACAGUCAACGAAAUCACAACACAAACACAAAAAAUCAACAGCACAUAAGCAAUGACUAACACAAAACUCACAUACCUACUUAAAUAGUAAAACUCCUAAUGAGCUAUCCAAUCGAAGAGUAAACAACUAUUACAACUCCUUUUAUAUAGCAUUGUGAACAAUUUCAAAUCCUUAUGAUGUGCGGCAUUUUUACAAAAUAAUUAAACAUGCAACGGUUCGGGUUAUACGAUUCAUUCAAUUCAAAAAAUUUAGCAUUUAAUAUAAAUCGAAUUGGUUGUUUUUUUAUUUUUUUUUCUGUUACUUUCUAUAUAGCCUUAUAUCUGGUAAUAAGAGUUAUUUUUUUCUCGUCAUUUCUUGGGUUUUCAAUCAAUUUUGUGCAAUACACAUUUGUUUAUUGUUCCUGUAGUUACUUCAUGAAUUUUCCUGUUAACAUCUUCAACGAGUUGAGCUUGACUGUUUUGAGAGAAAACGGUCUUUGACUCAGUAGUUUUUCAGCUCGAUGCCAAUAGAAUUUCCCCGAUGUUAAAAGUAGAAACGGUGUAAAGAACAAAAAAAAAACAAAAUUAAUCGCCCCAAUAAUGAACGUUAAAUUGUAUUCGAUCCCGUAUUGGAAUUUCUUGUAUGCAACACAAAUUAUGUAUUCUAUCACAAAUUUAAAAAAAAUAAAAAAAAAUUUAAAAAUCAA